GACCAUUUCUUGCCGGGUGGGAAACUUUGCGGUACCCGCUGCUCGCCCCCCCCCUGGAUCCCGGACCAGGGACUCACAAGACGCAGCUAUCUCCUUGCUGUGCUCCAUUGGCUGCCGGGAUCCGUCCCCACGCCAUCUCCCAGCCCUCGCAGCCCAACUCGCUUCUCUUAGGCGAGGGGCACACAUUUUACGCUUCUAGGGAGAGCUUUCCCGAGCCCCAAAGGCCCACUUGUUUUCUUUUUUCCCCUGUUGUAGGUUUCCAUUUAAUUAAGCAGCUGAGAGGCAUGAGCGUGGUCCUAGUGCUGCUGCCCACAGUCCUGCUUGUGAUGCUCACGGGUGCCCAGAGACCUUGCCCCAGGAACUGCAGAUGCGAUGGGAAAAUUGUGUACUGCGAGUCUCACGCCUUCGCAGACAUCCCCAGGAACAUUUCGGGGGGCUCCCAGGGCUUAUCGCUGCGAUUCAACAGCAUCCAGAAGCUGAAAGCCAGUCAGUUUGCGGGGCUCAAUCAGCUCGUGUGGCUCUAUCUGGACCACAAUUACAUCAGCACUGUGGACGAGGACGCCUUUCAGGGCAUCCGCAGGCUCAAGGAACUGAUUCUGAGCUCCAAUAAAAUCACGCACCUGCACAACAAGACAUUCCACCCGGUUCCGAACCUGCGGAACCUGGACCUCUCCUACAAUAAGCUCCAGACGUUGCAGUCGGAGCAAUUCAAGGGCCUCCGGAAGCUCAUCAUCUUGCACCUGAGGUCCAACUCUCUGAAGACGGUGCCCAUCCGGGUUUUCCAAGACUGCCGGAACCUGGACUUUCUGGACCUGGGCUACAACCGCCUGCGGAGCCUCUCCCGGAAUGCUUUCGCCGGCCUCCUGAAGUUGAAGGAGCUCCAUCUGGAGCACAACCAGUUUUCUAAGAUCAACUUUGCCCACUUCCCCCGACUCUUCAACCUGCGCUCCAUCUAUUUGCAGUGGAAUCGCAUCCGCUCCAUCAACCAAGGCUUGACGUGGACUUGGAGCUCUCUGCACAACCUGGAUCUAUCAGGGAACGACAUCCAAGGGAUCGAGCCGGGCACUUUUAAAUGCCUCCCCAACUUGCAGAAGUUGAAUCUGGAUUCCAACAAGCUCACCAACAUCUCUCAGGAGACUGUCAAUGCGUGGAUCUCUUUAAUAUCCAUCACCUUGUCAGGGAACAUGUGGGAAUGUAGUCGGAGCAUUUGCCCCCUUUUUUCUUGGCUUAAAAACUUCAAAGGGAACAAGGAGAGCACGAUGAUCUGUGCGGGCCCCAAGCAGAUCCAGGGGGAGAAGGUGAGCGACGCCGUGGAAACCUACAACAUCUGUGCCGAAAUCCAGGUGGUGGUGACAGAGAAGUCCCAUCAGGCCCCGCCAACGCCCCAGAAACCUCUGGUUGUCCUCAAACCCACCAUUUCCAAACUGGAGACCACCCAACCGACUCCCAUCACCUCGAGCCCUUCCCCGGGGUUCCCGAUGCCUGGCGCCGAGCCAGAGUACGAGCACGUGUCCUUCCACAAGAUCAUUGCUGGCAGCGUGGCCCUCUUCCUCUCUGUGGCUAUGAUCCUUUUGGUGAUCUACGUGUCUUGGAAGCGUUACCCCGCCAGCAUGAAGCAACUCCAGCAGCAUUCUCUCAUGAAGAGACGCCGGAAAAAGGCCCGGGAAUCCGAAAGACAGAUGAACUCCCCUUUACAGGAGUAUUACGUGGACUACAAGCCAACAAACUCUGAGACCAUGGAUGUAUCAGUUAAUGGAUCGGGGCCUUGCACAUACACCAUCUCUGGCUCCAGGGAAUGUGAGGUAUGA
Messenger RNA from Gracilinanus agilis (Agile Gracile Mouse Opossum), 1808 nucleotides. It is a transcript of the gene LRRTM4, whose product is annotated as leucine rich repeat transmembrane neuronal 4. The annotation marks the transcript as partial. The transcript is spliced from 3 exons. Lineage: Eukaryota; Metazoa; Chordata; Mammalia; Didelphimorphia; Didelphidae. Gene Ontology annotation, molecular function: protein binding. The record is from RefSeq and is a predicted model, not a curated record.